Messenger RNA from Medioppia subpectinata, 2844 nucleotides. Lineage: Eukaryota; Metazoa; Arthropoda; Arachnida; Sarcoptiformes; Oppiidae. The record is from the annotation of a GenBank genome assembly.
ACAAUUAUUACCGCAGAAGACAAACAACUCUUCAAUCAUUUGAUCCAAACAUUGAGUCAAUUCACGGACAAGACAUCACUCGAAGAGCAGAUCCCAAGAAGUAAUGAAAUUGUUGUCAAACCUGUUGUCGAGAAUACAAUUGAAAUAAAGAGUCCAUCAGUUGUGCGAAGAAGUGAUGAAACGAUUACCACUUCUUCAGAGGAAAAGACAAUCAAAACAAAUAAAAAAAUAAUUGAGACAAACGUUAGAAGAAGUGGAAGAACUGAUCGCAAAGUCUAUACAUCUGUACUGAAGACAUCAAGAGAUCCAAAUCAUGUCCCGAAACCCAAACCUGAGCCCAAAGUGUAUGCAAUACCUGAUCCCGAAUCGGAUCCCAAUUCACUCCUAUUAUUACGAAGAGAUAAUUACGACCCGAAGACACAGCAGUUUAUGUGUCCUAACCCUCACUGCCGUAAAGGGUUUGUUUCUUCGCGUAGGCUUUACCAUCACUUCCAUCUCUCCCAUCACAUGAAGAAGACAAUUGUUUGUCAAGAAUUAAAUUGUGAUCGACUUUUUCGGUUAAAGAGUGAACUCAAAUACCAUUUAAGACAAGUUCACAGCGAUUACCGUCCCUUUGAGUGCUCGGAAAAGGGCUGCGAUUUUAAGUGUAAAUCUGAAGCACAACUCAAUUCCCAUUCAGUGAUUCAUUCAGACAUCCAUUCAUUCAAAUGCAAUGAAUGCGAGAAAACAUUCAAAACUCAAUACAGACUUAACUUUCAUUUAAAACUUCAUUUAAAUGAAGACAAUUUUAAAUGUCGUUACGAGGGAUGCAAUCAAUUCUUCAGGAAUUCAUUCCAACUCCAGAGGCAUAGGAUAGUGGUCCACAACGCGCACCAAAUAAUGUACUCCUGUGAAUGGCCCGCAUGUGGCUAUCGGACUGACCGCUCGGGUUCAAUUAAAAAUCACCGCCGUAUCCAUACGGGUGAGCGACCCUUCGAGUGCCGGUGGCCGGCGUGUGGUAAACGGUUUCGUAUAGUAAAGGGUCGCACAGAUCACGAGCGGAUCCACUCAAAUACGAAGAACUAUGUGUGUCAUUGGCCCGGAUGUGGCUAUCGGUGUGUUAUUGGCGCUAAUCUUAAGAAACAUAUGAAAAUGAGUUUAAAGGGAAACCAGAAGUCAGUUAUGAUUAAUGAGUUUAAAGGGAAACCAGAAACAAUUAUUACCGCAGAAGACAAACAACUCUUCAAUCAUUUGAUCCAAACAUUGAGUCAAUUCACUGACAAGACAUCACUCGAAGAGAAGAUCUCAAGAAGUAAUGAAAUUGUUGUCAAACCUGUUGUCGAGAAUACAAUUGAAAUAAAGAGUCCAUCAGUUGUGCGAAGAAGUGAUGAAACGAUUACCACUUCUUCUGAAGAAAAGACAAUUAAAAUAAAUAAAACAAUAAUUGAGACAAACGUUAGAAGAAGUGGAAGAACUGAACGCAAAGUUUAUACAACUGUAUUGAAGACACCGAGAGAUUUAAAUCAUGUCCCGAAACCCAAACCUGAGCCCAAAGUGUAUGCAAUACCUGAUCCCGAAUCGGAUCCCAAUUCACUCCUAUUAUUACGAAGAGAUAAUUACGACCCGAAGACUCAGCAGUUUAUGUGUCCUAACCCUCACUGCCGUAAAGGGUUUAUUACUUCGCGUAGGCUUUACAAACACUUCCACGUCUCCCAUCACAUGAAGCGGACAAUUGUUUGUCAAGAAUUAAAUUGUGAUAAACUUUUUCGGACAAAGAAUGAACUCAAAUGUCAUAUAAGACAAGUUCACAGCGAUUACCGACCCUUUGAGUGCUCGCAAAAGGGCUGCGAUUUUAAGUGUAAAACUGCACAACAACUCAAUACACAUUCAGUUAUCCAUUCAAACAUCCAUUCAUUCAAAUGCAAUGAAUGCGAGAAAACAUUCAAAACUCAAUACAGACUUAAUAUUCAUUUGAAGAUUCAUUUAAAUGAAGACACUUUCAGAUGUCGUUACGAGGGAUGCAAUCAGUUCUUCAGGAAUUCAUUCCAACUCCGGAGACAUAAGAUAGUGGUCCACAACGCGCACCAAAAAGUAUACGCCUGUGAAUGGCCCGCAUGUGACUAUCGGACCAAAUGGUGGGAACACUUAAAUAUGCACAGAUGUGUCCAUACGGGUGAGCGACCAUUUGAGUGCCGGUGGCCGGCGUGUGGUAAACGGUUUCGUUUUCGAAAGGGUCGCACAGAUCACGAGCGGAUCCAUUCAAAUACGAAGAACUAUGUGUGUCAUUGGCCCGGAUGUGGCUAUCGGUGCGUUCAGAGCACUAAUCUUAACAAACAUAUGAAAGUACAUAAAAACUUGAAGAGCGCUUCCACUCAUGAGUCUGUGUCCAAACAAUUCCAGCGAUUGAUUUACAACGACAUCGUUGAGAUUAUUAUUAACGACAAAUUUAUUGUAACGAAGAAUUGGGUCAUAAAUUCAUUGCAUUUCUCCAGAAGAAGUGCCCAAAUUUAUUACCACAAUCGGUAUAACUCUCCGCCAUCAGGACUGAUGGUUCACGUGUUCCGAGCCAUCAAUCACUUGAGACACAAGUGGCCACUACUGGAGACUAUACGUGUGAAUGUGUUUCCAUUAUAUGACGAGCACGACAUCGAUCACCAAUUGUUUGCCUAUUUAUUGCCCACAUUUGGACCAAUGGUUGCGUGUGUUGUGAGCGGAACCGAUCAUCUCAACCAAUAUCUGCACUUAUGUCCCAAUUUAGUAAAACUGGAGAUUUCUGGCAUCAAUUCUACUCUCUCUUCAGAUGGCAAUCAUUUACCGCUAUUUAUUGGCCUCAAAGAGUGUCACUUCUUUCGUGUUAACCCUUAA